Messenger RNA from Camelus dromedarius (Arabian camel), 1826 nucleotides. RefSeq names its product ectodysplasin A2 receptor (gene EDA2R). The transcript is spliced from 11 exons. Gene Ontology annotation, molecular function: protein binding; tumor necrosis factor receptor activity. The record is from RefSeq and is a predicted model, not a curated record. The coding region runs from base 847 to 1761 and encodes 304 amino acids. NCBI's taxonomy places the organism in Eukaryota, Metazoa, Chordata, Mammalia, Artiodactyla, Camelidae. Gene Ontology annotation, biological process: positive regulation of JNK cascade; tumor necrosis factor-mediated signaling pathway; positive regulation of canonical NF-kappaB signal transduction. Gene Ontology annotation, cellular component: plasma membrane.
GUCCGAGAAGCUAAAAUGGCCGCGAUGCCCUGGCUCGCGCGUGAGUAUGCUGUGGAGGAUGACGGGAAAGAUUAGGCAGCAAUGGCAGAGGAUGGGCCCCAGGUGCUGGCUCCUGGGUUUGGGAUUUUGGAACUUCGAGCUGUGACAGCACCUUCUUGUGAAAGCGAUUCGGGAACUCUAAAGAGGUCUCUAAGACACAGGGAUGUAUCAGCUGUUGCCACUGCUAUGCUUGCUGUACUGAACCCACACCACCACUGCAGUUGGUUGCCAGAAAGACUUGUGUUUGAACCCUAUGUCAUGUUCUAACUGAGUGAACUUGACAAGUUACUUCAUCUCUCAUCUACCCCAUUUCUGUGAAUGAAGUUAGCUGCAGAGUUGACUACUUCCAGCAUGCGGGGCCUGAAGAAGGAACCAGAAAAGAAGGAAAACAAAGAAAAGAGGAAGAAGAGAAAGAAUGAGACAUAGGAGAAGUAUCUCAUUCUAAAGAACAUUGCCAACAGCUGAAGCCAGGUUUGCUCUUGAGGGCUUUCUGGGAGGUGGCAACACUGACCUUGCCACAGUCAACUCCGGUACUUCCAUCAGUAUCCAGCAUAUAAAGAGCUGGAUACUGGAGAAGCUGGAAACCCAGAAAUGCCAAAGAGCGCAGAAAAAGCCUGCUCUCUUCUACCCAAGGAUCAGGAAAAGAGCAGCUGAGCAAGACAGAAACAUUUAAAACAAUAACAGCUCUACUUCAACCAAACACCACAGAAACAAACAAAAAGACAAACAACAAACCAUGAGACUAUACUCACCUUUGCCAGCAAAGGGUUAAUACGGAGACUAGACUUCUAUCCUUGCCAAGCUAUAAUGAGCCUUCCCAUCAUGGAUUGCCAAGAAAAUGAAUACUGGGACCAAUGGGGACGGUGUGUUACUUGCCAAUUGUGUGGGCCUGGACAAGAGCUCUCCAAGGAUUGUGGUUAUGGAGAAGGUGGAGAUGCAUACUGCACAGUCUGCCCUCCCCGCAGAUACAAAAGCAGCUGGGGCCACCAUAGAUGUCAGAGUUGUAUCACCUGUGCUGUCAUUAAUCGUAUCCAGAAGGCCAACUGUACGGCUACCUCUAAUGCUGUCUGUGGGAACUGUCUGCCCAGAUUCUACCAAAAGACACGUAUUGGAGGCCUGCAGGAUCAAGAGUGUAUCCCGUGCACAAAGCAGACCCCCACCUCUGAGGUUCAGUGUGCCUUCCAGUUGAGCUUAGUGAAGGCAGAUGUACCCACAGUGUCCCCUCAGGAGGCCACACUUGUUGCACUGGUGAGCAGUCUGCUCAUGGUGUUUACCCUGGCCUUCCUGGGGCUCUUCUUCCUCUACUGCAAGCAAUUCUUCAACAGACAUUGCCAGCGUGUUGCAGGAGGUUCGCUGCAGUAUGAGGCUGACGAAGCAGCAGAGGAGGAAUCUCUCUUCCCCGUGCUACCUGGCCAGGAGACCAGUCCUGAGUCCCCACUGAGUGAAAACAUCUUUGAGACCAAGCCACUUAACCCCAUCCUGGAAGAUGACUGCAGCUUGACUCAUGGCUUCCCCACACAGGAGUCUUUUAUCUUGGCCUCCUGUGCCUCAGAGAGCCAUUCCCACUGGGUCCAUACUCCCAUCGAAUGCACAGAGCUGGACCUGCAAAAGUUUUCCAGCUCUGCUUCCUAUACUGGAGCUGAGACCUUGGGGGUGAACACAGCUGAAAACUCUGGAGACAGGCUGGAGCUCACUGUGUCCUUUGAAGUCCCCAGCCCUUAACUCUACUGAGGUCUCUUGGGCUCCUGGCAGUCCAGUCAUUCUCCUCGGACUCUCCUGCCUUGUUC